AUGUUCUGGAAAUUUGGCGGCUACGCCAAUAUAUCCCCUAUUGAUGCUAUUCUCGACCGCCCCGACUUCACACUAGAGGAGCUGCUCGACGAGGGUGACCUGCUGGGUGAUGUUAAGGCCCAUAAUAACAAGCUGCUCGAGUUUCUUCGCCAGAAAGACAUCGUUCUGAAGCUGCUUGCGUACGUUGUCGCGCCCAAGGUCGAGCCGGUCGCCGGCCCUCCAACGACCGAGGAGACAGAGAGAACAGACAGCGCGGAAGGGGAGCUGCCAUCGGAGCCGCCUGAAGAGGACAUUGAGCGCGGCCGGUCACGCAUCUUUGGCCGGUCGCGUGCUUCUUCCUCGGUCACCGAUGGCGGGCUGGAUGAGGAGGACGAGGCCGAGAAGAAGCGCAUGCGGUAUGCCUUUGUCUCCUGCGAGAUUCUGGCGUCCGACAACUGGUCCAUCUGCGACACGCUUCUGGACCCCGCCAACCGCGCCGAGCUGAACAAGUUCUGGGAGUUCCUCAAGCGUCCUUCUCCGCUGGAUCCCCUGCAGGCCAGCUACUUCACCAAGGUCAACGAGUCGCUUUUCGACAAGAAGGUGGAGGACAUGGUCAACUUCCUCAAGGGCGUCGACGGCGCCGUUCAGGAUAUGCUGCGCCAUGUCGACUGUCCCAUGGUCAUGGACCUGUUGCUGAAGAUCAUCACGCUUGACCGCCCCGAAGCCUAUCAAGGCAUUGUUGAGUGGCUCUACACGCAAGACAUUAUGCCGACCCUCCUCGCCUUCCUCAGCCCCGAAAACAGCUGGGCAACGCAGACGUCUGCAGGCGAUUUCAUCAAGGCCAUUAUCACUGUGUCGGCCAAUGCGACCCAGCACGAGCAAACGUGCAUCGGUCCGAACGAGCUCACCCGCCAACUGGUCUCCCACCCCUGCAUCGAUGAACUCAUCGGCUACAUGCUCAAGGGCGGCAACGCUCUUACCGUCGGCGUGGGUAUCGUCAUUGAGGUUAUCAGGAAAAAUAACUCUGACUACGACCCGGAUGUGGGCACCGAAGCCAACUCCAUCCCGUCCAGUCGCGACCCCAUUUACCUCGGCACCCUGCUGCGCAUGUUUGCCCAGAACGUACCCAACUUCAUGCAGCUGAUGAACAACGCGCCCGCUCAAAAGUCUCGACUUAACUCGACGUUUGGUGAGAAGAUUGAGCCACUGGGCUUUGACCGCUUCAAGACUUGUGAGCUCAUGGCUGAGCUGCUCCACUGCAGCAACAUGGGCCUUCUCAACGAGGUCGGCUCCGAAGAACUGAUUGCUGCCCGCGACGCCCAGCGCAAGCGCCUACGUGAAGAGGGCAAGCUCACUGGCACCCGCGGCGAAGAAGCGAAUCCCUCCAACACCGACCUCCUGACCAUGAGCCUGGCGCACACCUCCCCAACUGACGAGGGCCGCCGCCUGGAAGUCACCAACGUUUCGGCCGCUGAUGAGGAUGGAUUUGAGGAAGUGACGCAUGCAGCCGGUCUUGGCGAGGACGAACCCGUCCGAGAACUGGAGCUGCCCAGCCGGCUUGCACCGGCGUCUGGCUCUGCAGCAACGCCAUCCUUCAUGGAUAAGGACGAGGACGACUUUGUUGAGGAGCCCCUCAGCUCGCCGCGCCUCAAGACACACGACGAGAAGAUCGCAAGCAGCGACGACCAGCACUUUGACGACCCGGAGCUUCUUGUUGCUCCCCUCUCACCGAGCAAGCGGAAGAGCGUCCCAGUCGAGGGUUCGACAUCAGGCACCCUUGUGCCCGUCCCCCCCAAGGAUGACCCUGCCGAAGGCUCCGACGACUUUGUCACCGAAGCCACCGAGCCCGCUCUUGGCGACGAGGCCAAGAGAAUGGUGCCCGACCUCGAGAAGGGCGACGACUCCGACUCGUCCAUUAUGUUCACACCGACCAUUUCCAGCUUAUCGUCCCGCCGUUCGCCUAGCCCGACUGCUGAGCGGACCGUCGCACCGACCGAUGAGGUCAUGGCGAACACUCCUCAGACGCCCAGUAUAAAGACCGAAGAGAACACUGACGGCAGAGCCGAUUCUGGUACCCCGACAACGACGCCACCUACCGAGACCCCGGCGAUUUUUGCCCACGAGAUCCCUACAGAACCGAAGCAGGUGCAAGACGAGAAGGAGGACGCCAAAGCUGCUGCUAGCAACGGAGAUACGGAGAUGGAGUUUGGUGACGCAUCAAUUAUCGUCACGCAGCAGCCCUCCGAGGCCGGUGCAGCUGCCGAGUCUGCUCCCGGUGCUCCCGUUUCCGACCCGGUUGUCGGCGACUUCUUGAAGAUGCAGUUUGUCGACCACCGCGUCGUGCCGACAAUUUUGUCCUUCUUUUUCUCCUAUCCCUGGAACAACUUUUUGCACAACGUCGUGUAUGACGUUGUACAGCAGGUGUUCAACGGUCCUAUGGACCGGGGCUUCAACCCCCACCUGGCCAUCUCCCUGUUCGAGUCGGCCGACAUUACGACUCAGAUCGUCAACGGCCAGCUGGUCUCCGAGCAGUCCCAGGCUGCCACGCGCAUGCGCAUGGGCUACAUGGGCCACCUGACCCUCAUCGCCGAGGAGGUCGUCAAGUUCACCGAGCGCCACCCGGCUGAGCUUUUGUCCGAGACGGUCGUCUCGAAAAUCAUGUCGCCCGACUGGACCAACUACAUUGACGGCACGCUUACUGAAACGCGCGAACGCGAUAAUGCCACACUGGGCGGUGUGCGACCUGAAGUAGCUAUGGGCAACCAUGCCGCGGCUGCUGGACUUGCUGCCGUGGGCCUGUCGGGCCUGGGCUCGUCACUCACAUCACUCGGCCUCUCCAACUCCCAAGGCACAUCCAAUGCCCUGGCGGAGGCGGGCCUGAAUGGCAGCCUGGACCUGAACAGCGACAGCAUGGACCUCCAGGGCAGCAACGAUGGCCACUUCUCCAUCAGCGCCGGCAUCUCCUCGGGCUUCCACAGCUCGAGCGACGAAGACGAUGACGACGCGGACGACAACGACGAAGACAUCAACAAUGAGGAAGGUGGACGUCGUGUCCUUGAGUGUGAAGACUGCAUCAAUGAAAUUCGACGUGGAACGAAACCAUUUGACGAGUAUUGCCACCACACGUUGGACGGCGUUGCCGAUGGGGUUGCCAAUGGGGAUGCCAAUGCCGACUGCGACCCCGACCCCAACGAGGACCUGAGCAUGGAAGACUAUACCAACGACGACAAUACCCCAGCACCGGAUGCCGCUGAGGAGAGCACAAAUGACAGAUGUGACCACGGAGACGGAGACCAAGACCAUGGCUACGACCACAGAGACCAAGCCGAUGAGGAUGUGAACAUGGAGGAUAAGGACCAGAACGGAGGGGAGACCACCCUAGAGCUGCUGCCGGCUGCAUCUGCAUUGGGAUUUGCGGUGGCACCGACUGCCGCGAAUAGCGAACCGAAUAGCGACCCAAGCGGUGCCGCGCUCCAAGAACUGUUUUCGGACCCAGCGCCCAUCGGACUGCGAUUUAAUGGAACCGGCGACAUCCGUGAGCCCGCAGCCGGAGACGCAUUCUGCCAGAGCACACGUGGUCGGAACGACCGAGGUGACGAAUGCGAGAACAGUGUGAGCGGAGUCGAAACCAUCGAUAGAACCGACUACGACAACGUGCCACAUGCCGCCUACCAUAGCAGGGGAGAUUUCCAACAGCGGGCCCAGAAUGCCACGGACCUCUUCCGCGCAUACACGGAUCCCCUGAACGCAUCCAACUCCCUCCUGCCACCGGCCAUCCCGCCACCGCCACCGCCGCCACCGCCUUUGAACGUCCCUCCCUCGCGUGCCCGCCAGCUGCUCGCAGCCCGCCUUGCGAUGAACAAGCGCAACGCCGAGGCCGCUGGUGCACAAGAGAACGGCAACGAGCGUGAACAGGGUACCAGCAACAGUGGCUCGGGUAUAGGCAGCGGUGGUGGCGCUGUGGGCGGCGGCGGCAGCGGCGGCAACAACAGCAACGACAGCAACGACAGCAACGACAGCAACGACGACCGCGACAUCUCGCUCGGCGCGGCCAGCAAGUCGUUGACGGCGAUGCUCGACAGCGGCGGCGAGCGCCUGCGCAACCCCUUUGCUGACGACGAGGACGACGAUGUGGACGCCGACGAGGACGCCGAUGAAGACGAGGACGACGAUGACAACGACGACGAAGACGCCGGCCUGAACGGCGGCGACGUCGGCCGCGUGGGUCUUGGCUGGAACCGCGGCGGCUGGUGGCGGUCGAUGGUGUCGCGUGCCGACAAGGGCGGUCGUAACGGGCAAGGCGGCACCGGCACCGGCGGCGGCGGUAGCAGUAGUAGCGGCGGCGGCGGCCAUGAAAAGUUUGGCGAUGGCCGGGACAGCAGCAGCGACGGCGGCAACUCGUCUGGCGACGACGACAACGACGACGAAGAGUUUGGCGACUUUGCCAUGCCGGAAACCACCAUGCCGGCGGAGGGCGCAGCAGCCAAGGACAGUAACGACGACGGCGACGAAAGCAUCGGGACGACGACCGAGACCACCGCCGGUGAGAGUAACCGCGAGACGAUGCUCUUUAAGCCCCUGGCCCUCCACCCUGGCCAUCCUCCGUCUGGAUCUGGAUCUGGAUCUGGAUCUGGAUCUGGAUCCGGAUCCGGAUCCACUGGUAACAACAACAGCACAGCCUCGGCCGGUGGCAGCCUCUGGCGUCUGGGCUUUCUCGGGACCAACACUGCGACGAGCGGAUCCACCGCCGCGUCGACCGACACCAGCACGAUCGACACAAACAAUGCCAAGGCCAAGGCGCCUGCUGCGUCCGCAUCAAGGACAAAUGACGACGAGCUCGAGGUGCUCGGCGAUGACGGCCACCGUGUUGCGCGGGUCACCGAGGCGGCGCACCGCCGGAGCCUCGAGGACCCCGACGAAGACGAGGUGGUUGUAUAA
Sporothrix brasiliensis 5110 is the source of this 4917-nucleotide messenger RNA. Its product is annotated as sit4-associated protein. The record is from RefSeq and is a predicted model, not a curated record. Gene Ontology annotation, molecular function: protein phosphatase regulator activity; protein phosphatase binding. Bases 1 to 4917 code for a protein of 1638 amino acids. Gene Ontology annotation, cellular component: cytosol; nucleus. Lineage: Eukaryota; Fungi; Ascomycota; Sordariomycetes; Ophiostomatales; Ophiostomataceae. The transcript has 6 exons.